AUGCGAUCAUUGAAAACACGAGGUUUAUCAAAAGAAGUUGAUGUAUUUUUUGGAACUGAAAAUGGUGGUAAUGUGUUUCCUGGUGCAACUAGACCUUAUGGUAUGGUAAAAAUGGGAGUCGAUAUCAUUGGCUCAGCUAGUGGUAAUGCUUAUUCAGGUUACGCCAACGACGGAUUCAUCACUGGUAUUUCAAUGAUGCACGAAAGUGGUACUGGUGGUGCUCCGCAAUAUGGUGUUGUUGGUCAAUUACCUCUAGUUGGUGAUAUUGAUGUCGGAAUCGAUAACGCUCAACAGAGAUUUGCUAACAUCUCUGAUGAAGCUCAUGUUGGGUUAUACAAGACCCACUUGGCUAAUGGUGUCAAUGUUACUUUUGCUGCAGCUGAUAGAUCAGGUGUUUAUGAGUAUGACUUUCCAACUGGAUCAACCCCAAAUAUUGUCAUUAAUGCUACUCAUCAUCUAACCGCCCCUGCUAGACCUUGGUGGACUCAAUACUUUGUUAACGGCUCUGUUGAAGCUUCACAGGAUUUGAAAAGCUAUUCUGGUCAUAGUGCCAUCAGAGGUGGCUGGGGUGAACAGGGUCCAUGGACUAUUUAUUUUUAUGGUGAAUUCGAGACCGCUGCAGAUAGGGUCAUUUCAUUCUUGAAUACAACAUCCACAGAAGGCCCACUUGAUGUUUCUUCAGCUAACCAAGACGAAGCUGCUGGAUUGAUUUUUAGAUUUACUUCUGGUGCUAGUGUUAAAAGCAGAGUUGGUAUUUCAUUUAUUUCUGUUGAACAAGCUGAACAAAAUUUAAGAAAUGAUUUUGAAGGCCAUAAUUCAUAUGACGCUGCACAUGUUGCCCGUGAAACUCAAGACCUAUGGAAUGAUGAAGUAUUCAAUAAAGUUCAAGUCUCUAAUGAAAAUAGCACACUGGUUGAAUUGAUCUAUACUGCUUUAUAUGGAACCCAUCUUUUACCCUCUAAUCGUACUGGUGAGAAUCCAAAAUGGGACACCGGUGAACCUUAUUAUGAUGAUUGGUUCACAAUUUGGGAUACUUUUAGAAGUACUUUACCAUUGUUUAAUAUUUUACAAGUUGAAAGGGCAAGUGAAUUGGUUAGAAGUUUGAUUGAUAUCUAUAGACAUGAUGGUUAUAUGCCAGAUGGCAGAUCUGCAAAUCAAAAUGGUCGUACUCAAGGUGGUAGUAACUCUGAUAUUGUCCUUGGUGAUGCUUUUGUCAAAAAUAUUACUGGAAUCAAUUGGGAAGAUGGAUAUGCGGCAAUGGUUAAAAAUGCUGAAGUCACACCUCCAUAUUUUUAUGAUAGUUUCUCUUCAGAUGCAAGCACCAAAGAAGGUCGAGGCGGUCUAUCAGAUUGGAAAUCAUUGGGCUACAUUUCUAGAAACUUCAACCGUUCAGUCACCAGGACUGUUGAAUAUUCAUAUGAUGAUUUUGCGUUAUCGGUUGUUGCAGAAGGUCUAGGUCAUCUUGACGACCAUAAUAAAUAUCUAAAAAGAUCAACUGGAUGGCAACAUCUUUGGAAUUCCAACGCUACUGUCGCUAAUAAGGAUUAUCAAGGUUUCAUCCAACCUAAAAAUGGCGAUGGAAACUGGGCUACUAGUAACUAUAAUCCAGUAUCGUGUGGUGGUUGUUAUUGGAGUGAUGAUGAGUAUGAAGGUUCACCUGUUGAAUACGGCUGGGCUGUUCCACAUGAUGUGUCAACGUUGAUUAAGUUCAUUGGAGAUAAUGAAACCGUCAUAAAGCGUCUUGAUGACAUGUUUAAAUUAUAUGGUGAAGGUUAUGCUGACAUUGGAAAUGAACCAAGUUUUUUGACACCAUAUCUUUACAAUUUUGUCAAUGCUCAACAUAGAACAACUGAAACAUUGAGAUAUAUUGUUAACAAUAAAUUUUCAAUUGGGCCAAAAGCUUUACCAGGAAAUUCAGAUGCUGGUGCUAUGCAGAGUUGGUUGUUCUUUGCCUUGAUCGGGAUUUAUCCUAUUUCCUCAACCACAACAUAUCUAUUGAGUGCACCAUUCUUUGAAAAGAUCACAAUGACAGUUGGAAAUGGUAAACAAUUGGAAAUUUUCACGGAAAAUUUAUCUCAAGAGAACUAUCAUGUUCAAAGUGUGGAAGUAAAUGGUGAAGCUUGGAACAAAAAUUGGGUCACACAUGAUGAUAUUAUCACUAAUGGUGGAUCAAUAAAAUUUGUCCUAGGAAGUGAGCCAGUUCAAUGGGAGACUGGUCCAGAGCCACCAAGUCCUGGCCAUUAUGAUUUGGGAUUGAUUUGAAUCAGUGCUGCAGGUUUGUCACAAUCUUUAUAUUCAAGUGUGGAUCUCUUUAUUCUUCGCAAUAACAUUUAGAUUUCCUUUGUAGAAAAGUUUGGUUUGUAAUGUUAGAAAUAGACACAAUUGUCUGUCACUUGACUCUCUAUAGUCUGUAGAGCAUUAAGUUAUCAAGCUUUUCUGGAACGGCUUGAGUUGAUACAUGGAACGUUUGUUCCUAAUUCGGAUAAUUAAUAACCUCUGCCAUUUUCAUCUGGUCACUCGACUUCCGCAUUGGGAAAGCAAUGUUUACAAAAACGUCAUGUUUGAAGCGUUAAGAGCCACACAAAUCUGCGGUGUUUGGGUUUUACUGUCUCCAAGGCAAUUUCAUUUUUGGUGGUAAAAAAAAGUCAUAUAUAGAAGGAUGCUGCUUGAACAUGAAACACUAAUAUACUUUAAUAACG
Messenger RNA from Hansenula anomala, 2699 nucleotides. RefSeq names its product GH92 family glycosyl hydrolase. Gene Ontology annotation, biological process: carbohydrate metabolic process; protein quality control for misfolded or incompletely synthesized proteins; glycoprotein catabolic process. Gene Ontology annotation, molecular function: peptide-N4-(N-acetyl-beta-glucosaminyl)asparagine amidase activity; carbohydrate binding. Lineage: Eukaryota; Fungi; Ascomycota; Saccharomycetes; Phaffomycetales; Wickerhamomycetaceae. The coding region runs from base 1 to 2262 and encodes 753 amino acids. Gene Ontology annotation, cellular component: cytosol; nucleus. The transcript is spliced from 2 exons. The record is from RefSeq and is a predicted model, not a curated record.